Molecule: messenger RNA, 4953 nt
Organism: Paramecium sonneborni
Lineage: Eukaryota; Ciliophora; Oligohymenophorea; Peniculida; Parameciidae
Source: the annotation of a GenBank genome assembly
AUGAACAAAAUUAAGUUUUAAAUGAAAAGUUAUUAUGUUCAGGAGUUUCUGAAUGUGAAAGAAUCAUGGAAAAAAUCAUUUAAAAUUGCUGUAGUGAUAAUAGUGAUUGAGAAUAUCUAAAUGUUAUCCAUUUAUACUUAGAGAUUGUAUGACUUUGAAUACGAUUAAUUUUAAAAUCAUAUAUAGAAUGUAUUAGAUUAUUUUAGGUCAAGUUAUUUUAUAAUAUAUUAGAUUUUAUACAAUAAUUGGAAAUUCAAUUACCAUAAGAAUAAUUUUUAUUAUGGGAGGAUUUGUAUUUUAAACCUUAAUUAUUUUAUUACUGCUAUGGUAGAUAUUUAAAAAUAAAGUAUUUUUGGUGAAAAACACAGAUCUUCAAAAUUUAGCUAUUGAAAAGGUAAAUUAAAGAAUUAAAUUAGAAUCUUGAAACAAAGGUUUAAUAAAAUUAUCUAAUAAAUUAAAUUUUCUCAUUUUUUUUUUAGAUUCAUCAUGGAAUUUUAUAAAUCCCAUUAUUAUUUUGUGGUAUAAGUUUAAUAUCUGAUCUAUUUAAACAGUUUAUUUUUUAACAAGAGACACAAAAUAAAGGAUAUUUUGAAAUGUUUGGUAUUGUUUGUGGAUUUAUAUUAAUUGGUUUAUAGAUAUUAAUUGGAUCAUUAAUAAAUUUACAUUAAUUUGAUCAUAGAAUGAAGAAUUUUGAUUUUUUAGGAAGAUUUUAAUCAUAAAGACUCCAUCUUCUAUAUGGAUUUUAAUUAUUGUAAUAAUUUAUUUUAAAUAAACAAUUAGAAUUAUAUUUUUGUCUGGUAUUUAAGCUCCAGCUUUAUUUGUAUAAAUUUUAGGAAUAAUUAAAUCAUUAAUAUAAAUAAUUUGCGAUUAUAAUUAAUAAAUAUAUAUAGAUUAUAGAAUAUCAAGAUAUAAUCUUAGAAUUGUAAUAUUAUUGCUUAUGUAUCAAAUUUAAUUGAUUAUAUGUCAAUUUGGCUAACCAACAUUAAAUAUUAGCAUUUUAUUAUUAAUUUUAUUAUUUUAUCCUCUUUUGAUUUUACUAACAAAUGAAAUUUUGAUCAGAUAAGAUAUAAAAUAUAUUUAAUUUUAGAACGGAGAUUUGGAGAAAUACCUAAGAAGAUUAUACAUUAUAUUUGAAUAAUAAAUGUAUUUGAAAAAAUAAAAAGGAUACUUAGAUCCUAAAUCAUCAUUAGAAAUUUAUACAUUUAUCUCAAGUCAUAUAAAAGAAUGCAAAAUAUAAAGAGAAAAGAAUAUGCAAAUAAAUAAAAAAUUAAAAUACAAGUGUUUUUGUUAAGACUAUUAUUCUAAAAUGGAUUCUUUUUAAAAUUUUGAGUCAAUAAAAUCAUUUACUAAAGGAUUGAUUGGAUAAAAAUUUGAAAAUGAAAUUAAUGAAAAAACAAAUAAUAAACUUAUUUUAACAUACAUAUACUUUUUAGUUCAAAUAAAAAAAGUGCCGACUUAAGCAAUUUAUGAAGUUAUUCGAUUCUCUAUUAUAUAAAAAGUAUUACUAUUAUUAAUAUUAAUAAGGAAUAAUCAAUUAAAUAAAAUGCUAUAAUUUAAAAAUUAAAAUAAGAUGCUUUAUAAAAAUUUAGUGAAUUAGUAAAAAAGAAUGAUUUAGUUAAUUAAAAGUUUGUUUUUAAAAAAGUUUAUUAAUAUGAAGAAUCGCUAUUAUCAGUUAAACAUAAUUUAUGCGUUGUGAUAAAAUAAGAAAAGGUAUAUAUAAAUAAAAUAAAAAAAGGAUUUUUAUGGAUGUAUUCUUUAAUCGAUUAUUAAUAUUGAUAAGCUUUUAGAUAUAGGCCUUAGAUUAAUAGAAAAUAUAAAAACUCUUGAAUAUUAAUUCUAACUUUUAUUUAGCUAAAAUCCAUUAAAUAAUGAAUGCGAUACAAUUUUUAAUAUAUUUCAUAAAUAUGUGAAUUAUAAUUAGUCUAGACCAAAAUUGUAUAAAAGAGAAGGUUAAAUAAUGAUGCAAUUUUUAUAAUCAGAAGAAAAGUUAAUUUAUGACCCUGGUAGUUGUGUAAUAUAAAUAACAUUAAUGUAACCUAGAGGAAAUGUAAUAAGAUAUACUAGAUCAUUCUCAAAUGCUAUAGGAUAUAAAGAUGAAGAGAUAUAAGAUUAAAAUAUAAAUAAAUUUAUGCCUUCUAUAAUAGCAAAUGAUCAUGAUUUAUAUUUAGAUAAUUUUGUUGAAAGAGGUAGAAUAAAUGUCGUUAAAAAUGCUCUAAGGGUAAUUUUAGGAAAAAAUAAAUCAUAAUUUGUAGUUCCUAUUAAUACUAGAUUAAGAAUAGAAGCAAGUUCAACUGAAUUUGGAGCUACUGCGUUAAUUACACCAGUAAAUCUAACAUAUGGAUAUAUGAUGUUAAAUGAAUAAGGAUAAAUUGAAGAAUUAACAUAAAAUUUAUUUGAAGAUGUUUUUGAGAAACAUUUAGGAUAUGAAAUUGAUUAAAUUAAAGGAAUAGAUUGUUUAAUUUUUAUUCCUGAAUUAUCUAAGAUUUGGAAUACUUUAUUUGAUGAUCAAUUCGAAAAAUUAGAUAAAAGACUUGAAUGUUAAUUAAUUUUACCAUUAUUAUCUAAAUAAAUUCUUAGAAGUAGUACACGUUCUAAAUCUAAUAUAUUUUCAAAAUAAAAUAUUCAAUAAAGAAUUGCUAGAUAAUUUGAAAAUCUACCUCAUAAUAAUGUUGUUUAUUAGAUUUCAGUACAUUUAAUGAGUUUAACAACUAUAAAUCUGAAGUAAAUUUAAUAUUUAUGAUUAGAUUAGUAAUUAUUGAAAUUCCUGAAUAUAAAUAAUUAAUUAAUUAAAAAAUAAGUAGUAGAUAAUUAAUUUAAUUAAGAACUAGAUCAUCAUUAUUAAUUAACAUUAAACCAUAAAGGGAAAUUUAGACCUAAAGAACAGAUUUUAAUCUAUCAACUAUGAAUUCUGCUCAUAGAGAUAACAUUCUAAAUGAAUGUAAUUUAGAAUCUGACAAUUUAAUUGAAGAUAUUAAAAUGAUUGAAGAAUUUAAAAAUUAAUUAGCAUCUAUUAAUAUUAAUAGAACUGCUCAAAAUAAAUUAAAUGAUUUAUUUUUAUUAUAAAAUAGUGAAAGAAGAAUAAAUGAAUUUUAAAAUGAUCCUUCAGAUAAAAGUAAUGAUUUUAGUGAAAUUGAUUCAGAUAUUAAAAAAAAUGCAUAAGAUUAAAAUAUUAAAUAUAAUUGUGGAUCAAUAGGUAGUAGUUAAUAAUCUUAAAAUAACACUAUUGCUCUUAAAAGAUAAAUAAAAGAUUGUUUAAUUGAUUCAAAAGGUAUCAAUAUUAAAACAAAACUGUUUCUUCUAUUAAUAUUUGUUUUAAUAAUAUUAGGAUUUCUUAUUAAUUACUUGAUAUUGUAUUUUAAUUUCGAGAAAAUUCAUGAAAAUUAAAACUAUGAAAAUUUACCAUUCCAGUUUUCCUAUUACUAUAAUGAAUUCAUCAUUGACUAAUCUUUCUUAGCUAAUGAUUAUUUUAAUUUUACAAAAUUAAGUGAAAUUGCUUUUUAAUAUUUCCUUAUAAAUAUUAAAAAUAUUGAUAACACUAUUGUUUUAUUACCUCAUAUUAAUAUUAUCAAUAAUUUAACUAUGGAAAGUAGAGUAUUGAAUAUUAUAUCCUAAUUAACUAAAGUAUUAAAUAUGAAUUAUUCAAUCAACUAAAUUGAAUUCUAUAAUAAUACUGAUGCAUUUAAUAUUUAAAUUAAUGAAAUUGAAAAAACAGAUUCGACAUAAAAUUUACGUAGUUUAUCAAUUUUGUAAUUAUAUUGUUUUUUUUAUUUUAGCGUAAUUAUUGAAGAAACAAUAUUAUUACUUUUACUUGCACAAUAUCUUUAUUUUUUUGCUCAAAUAAUAAGAAUGAAAUAGAAAAUUUAUAAAUUGUUUUGUACUUUUACUAAAGAAUUAAUUUAAGAACAAUUUGUUUAAUUCACUUCACUUUAUACUUAAAUAAACAACACUAGAUUUAAAAAUUAUGAAACUAAUGAAGAAUAAUUUGAAACUACAAUGAUGCGUUAAUAUUAAAGAACAGUUACAUCCAAUAUGUUAGAAAAACAUAAAAAAGUUGGAAAGGAAAUUUCAUUGAAAUGUAGAUUAUUUUAAUAAUUAUUUAGAAAUUAACCCAGCAUAAAUCUUAUUCCUUAUAUUUGUGUUCAUGUAUGCAUUUUUUUGUUCUUCUUAUUUUAUUGGAAGUUUAAUUUUAUAAUAAGUUUCCUAAUAAAGUGUAUCAGCAAGAUAUCAAGAAAAAACAUCAUUUUCAUUAACAUUAAAUUCUUUAGCAUCCACUUUUGCUUAAUAAACAAUUCUCUUAAAUCAUACAAUAACAUCUGAAAUGAUAGAUACAUAUAAAUUAGCUGUACAAUAAUUAGGCACUUUGAGUACCAGUCUUUCUUUAUAUCAAGAAGAUCAAAACUCUUAAGUUUAUGAAAUCUUAAUCGAUGAUUUAUGUAAUUUGUUUUAGAGUUAAUAGUAAAUAAUAAUUUUAAAAAUAGGUCUUUUAAUUAUGAAGAUUAUUAGAAUAUUUUCAAUCUUGAGUAAUGUUAAUAAAUAUUUAAUAAUGAUUAGGGUUUAAGUACUGUUGUUUAAGGUUUAUAUUAGAAUUAAUUUGAUUUUUUAUAAACAAUUUCUACAAAAAGUCUAAAUAUUUCUUUAAAAUACACUUAUUUUAAUCCAUUAAUUCAAAUUUAAAGAAUAUAUGCUUAAUAUGGAUUUUAAAUAAUAAUUGAAAUACUAACAAAAUAAAUCAAGUCUUUGAUAAACUCAACUUUUAUAAUUAACACAGCCAUCUUUAUUUUAGCUUGUAUAAUUAUGAGCAUUUCAUUGAUUACCACUAAAAUUAUGAUUGAGAAAGUUAAAUAUCAAUAUUAAGAUAGUAAAAAACUUUUAACAUUGUUUCCAUUUGAAAAAUUAAUGGGAAAUGCUUAUGUAAUAGGUUUUAUUACACAUGAUUUGAGUUUUAAAGUUUGA